UUUCACCCGGAGAACUUAGGAGAGCACACCAACCCGGAAACGAGCUGAAAGUGGCUUCCUUCCCAUGCGUAUUAAAGAAGAGAGAAGAUGGUGGCCACGCGGCGGGGAACGCGGCGGAGUGCGCCGGAGAGCAGGGACCACCCUGGAGAAGCAGAGGUGAGAAGGAAGCGGAGCGAUAUCUAGGGAGAGGGGGGGGGACAAAGGGGCAGCCGGCCCGAGCGAUUCUGUUUCCGGCCCGCGCAGCUCCCGCGCUGGAGUUUGAAUGCGCAGACCCCUCAGUCCGUCCGGGAGCGCGCGUAGCCUCCGUGCGCGUGACCGGAGACCGUUGCGCCGCGAGCACUGCCGUGGAUCCACUGCGGGGGAUCACUGCAGCCCUGAUGGCGGCGGCCGCGGGGCUCCUGCUAAAGUCCCCUCGCGUGCCUUGAAGCGGUCCCCCGCCCCCCACUCUACUUCACUGGGGGGGGGGGCAGGGCGGCGCAGAUGUGUUUUGCAUGAUGGAUAUUAAGAUGGGCUCGGAGCUGGAGAGAUGCGGUGCAAUCUGAGGCACCGUUCUGACUGCUGCCUCUCUGAAGGAAAACAUUGCAGAGAGGAAUCGGAUAUCUCAUGGCUUAUUCUUAGUGGGGCUCAUUCACCCCAUAGAGAAAGCUCUCGAGGCAGGACCACCCUCUGCCUUUAGGAGGGGCGGGGUACAGAGGUGAGAGAUUGGGCGGCAAAGCUACCACCGCAAGAUACGCUAGCUGUGGUACUGGCUGCCCUCACAUAUAGCGGAGGAUGCUGUCCCAUCGCUAGCGCUGAGGUAAGAUUCAAUGGUUUCCAUACAUAGAAGUAGGGAUUGUCAUUUUGUUGUUUCCCUCAAGCAGCAAAAUGUCUUGGGCUCGCAGUGCUUGCUAGCAGAUUGUACCUUGUUGGUUUUAUGGAUCCGUUUGUGAGGUAAGUGUAGCAGUAUUUCUUAGAAUUGCCUUUAGCUAGAUAGUUGCCAUACAGUGUGGAUGUGUUGAUGAUCUAGUUUCUGCAAACUGCAUGGUGCAUGAUGCUACCAUAACAUUUACAGCCAUGGGGACUUAAAUAGCACAGCCGUUGUCAAAAUGGGACCACAGGAGUCCUUCAGACAUAAUGAUGCUUUCUGGUGUUUUAGUAAAACCCUAAACUGCUGCUGAAUUAUGCUCCUAAGCAGAUGCGUAAGUGUCCUCUUCUCCAAGUGAGAGUUACGGUACAUUAAAGCAAACAGUUUGGGGGUCUUAUCUUUUGAAUUGUCUAUCAAAAAACUUAUAAAUGGUUUUUGUUGGCAAGGUAAAACUAAGAAGAUGACUUGCUGUGACAAUUCGUGUAAUAUUGUUUCAUUCUAACAAUAGCUAAUGGAUUAAAAAGCCACAAUGCAUUGGAAUCUGAGAGUGGAGUUUCUCAUGUGGCUUUUGCCUGUGGAAAUAGCUUUUACAUAUUAUUUAACAUUAUUCUCUUUCUUACAGCUGGACUCAACGGAAGGCAGCACAUCUGUCAGGACAACUAGGAGAAGUAAAGUGAAUUUCCCUGCAAAAGUUGUUCCUGAGCCUCCUCUUGAGAAAACAAAGGAGUCUGAAACAAAAAUGGAUGCGGAGGAGCCUCUGCAAGCGCAGGCAUCUCUGAAUAGGAGAAAGGCUGUAAAUUUGGCAGACUCAGUUGCUGAACUGCAGGCUGAUGGGGAUAUUUCUGAAGCAGAAUCAAAUUGCUCCUCUGUGUCUGGUCUUCAGACACCUUUAUUUAUAAGAAUAACAAGAAGGCGGAAAAUUGUAGUUCCUUGUCCACCAGAGACGCCCACUAAAAGCAGGCAGAGCAAGAAAGCUCCUCUUAGUGAAGGAAGCAGAUGUCAAGAAGAUGAUGACAUAUCUGAAGCAGAAUCAUGUUCUUCCACUGUUUCAGGAGUACGGACUCCAAGUGUUGCAAGAAUGACUAGAACUCGGCAAGUCAAGACUACUGUUUCACCAGUGUGUGAGGCCCAAGCUGAAGAAGUUUCUGAUACAGAAUCAUGGUGCUCCGGUAUUUCUGCAGAGCAAUCUGUCCAGUCUAAACGAAUAACCAGGAGCAUGGGGCUGAGAUUGUCCAAAGAAGCAAUGUCUCAGCCUGAAAGAAAAAGUGAAGCUGUGGUGGAAGAAGCAAAACUGACUGACUGUGUAACAAAAUCUGAGACUAUUGUAAUCUCUGAUUCAGAGCAACCUACAAAUUCUGAUUUAGAUGUAGACCAAGCCUCAUCUCUCUCAACUCUUUUGAUAAACGAGAAACCUAGCCCCUGUAAAACAAAGGGCCAUUCUGAAUCUGUUCUCAACAAUGAUCCAAAACAGAUUGUGUCAAGCAGCCCCCCACGAAAGGCAAGAGAAUGCACAAAAAAAUCACCUAAAAAAGACAAGACAAAUGAGAGGAACUGUGAAUCUGUGGGCAGUGUGGAGGUAAAGAUAAGAGAGGAGAAAGAUAUCAAGGAAUUGGUCACAAAACAAAUGUUAGCUGAUGUAUAUGAAAUUGCGGAGAGCACAGAGGAAGUGUGUGAUCUAACUUUAGAAAAAUCCAUAAAGGUAACUAAGAACCAGUCACCUAUAAAAAAUAAUUCGGACAUUUCUCCAUAUGAUGACAUAAAACUUGAUCAGUCUAGUAUGCUCCUGAAACAGACAACUGCUAAUAAAAACAAAAGCAAUGUGGAACCUCAAAAAAUGGAUACUGGAAAUGUUACACAGUAUCAAGUAGAAGAGGCAGUAGAAGUAGGCAAGCCAUCAAAAAUAGAUAGCCCACAAAAAAAUAUUAUCCAGUCACGAAAUAUAGAAAGCAACAGUGAUGACUGCAGAAUUUCUGUUGCAAGUUCAGACAGUGAUGGAAGGCAAGAUGAACCAGUUGCUGGAUCAUCUUCACAUACAACCAAAACAGGCCAUGAAUCACAUUUGACUGUGUCACUUCUUACAAGUGAUGAGGGUGAAGAAUCUGAAAACAGUGAUUUAGAAGAAAUUAAUGAAGUAGAAACAAUUGCCAGUUCGACAGAUACUAGUAAAAAAACCACUACCACCUUACAUGAAUCACAUAGUGAAGAACUAUUUGUAAUUGAUAAAACUCCUGGCUUGGACUCCACCAGAUCAUGGUAUUUAGAAGAGAAGGACACAGAAGGUAAUAAACAAAGUGAGGAAUCCUCUGAAUUGGAAGACAGUGAAGAAGAAUUUAUAGAUGAGGAGGAAGAUUUAAUAAAUGAAAAUAAUAAAAUGUAAGUUAUCUCAAUGAACUUAGUUAUAGUUUAUGUUAAGCAGUAUUAUUAGAUGCAUGUAUCUGGGGCAGAAUUGUUUAUUAUUUUACAAGGUCUGAGAAAAUGGAAGCAGUGGCAGACAUGAAUUGUCUGAUACAUGAUUUCUAGUUUUCCAGGGAAUAGUCACCAUAGUGUAGGGGCAAAAAAGCUGCUUAAAAGUUACUGUAAACUAGGCUGUUGACAGUCUGUGGAUUUGCCAUAUGCAUUUCAGCUGCUUUUUAAGAGCUUUCUGUUGGGAGUGUACCAGUGGCGUAGCGUGGGGGGUGCACGGGGGGGCCGGGCGCAACAUCUGGGGGUUAGGGUUAGGGGGCGCAAAUUCACGGGUUAGGGGGUGCAAAUUACUUGCCUUGCCCCGGGUCCUGACAACCCACGCUACGCCCCUGGAGUGUACAACCUUGGUACUCUGUUGAAAGCUCUGUUGCAGCUCACAUGCCUUAGGGAAAAGUUAAAACUUCAGUUAAAGAGUUGUCUGCAUGUCUUGGUUCCUAUGGGAAGGAGUUAAUAGGUGUGUGUCAGUGCUUUUGAGACUGAUUUGGUUUGCUCAUUUAAAUAUUUUUCUGUAAUAAGCUUUAGAAGGUGGUGUCAAAAUGCAUGUAAAUUUAACAUUUCUUUCUCUUCUAGUUUAUCAUUUUCAAGCAGCAUUGAUCCUGGUCUAAAUGUUAAAAACCUUGGAGGCUCAUAUAUUAGUUUUGAUGCAGGAAAGCAGAAAUCUGGCUUUCAUAGAGUUGUGCCACUAAAGGAGAAAAAGAAAGAUGAGGUAAAGUACCCAAUGUUCACUGUUGUGCUAAAAGGUGGGUUAGAAGGAAGCCCUCAGUAAAACAUUGGAGGAAUCUACUCAUUGUUUUUGCCAGAAAAACUGCAUUUUCCAGAUUUUCUUUUCUUUGAUGCUCCUUUCUCAGCUUAACUUCUCAACUGUUCUGUGAUUUCUACAAGUCCUAUUGAGCCACUCGUCAGUAACCUUCCUGUGACUCAGUUUUUUGUCCUGACCUAGUCCUUAGGGAGCUUAACUUUUAUUGUAACUGCAGUUUUCAAGUUUCCUAAAAAUUCUUUUGUGUUCUGUCUGCUUAGCACUGUGUAGUAAUUAUGCUACUUUAAUAUACCUUUAUAGCUUUUGAAAAAGAGUAUUAUAACUCCAGAUUUUGAAAAAAAGGAAUCUGUUCCACCUUUGAAAGAAUCGGUCCACCAGUUGAAGAAACAACGUAGGGUAAGUAGAGCGUUACUGAGAAAUGCUCAAUGCUACAAGAAUUGGGCUGACUUUAUAGCUCUCUGAGGGCAUGUAAGCACCCGUCACUUCACUUCUCAGCUUAGUCUGCCUUACAAUGAUUAGAUAAUGGGAUUAUUAUUAUUAUUAUUAUUUAAUUUGUAUAGCGCCCUUCAUCCGAAGAUCACAGGGCGGUUCACAACAUAAAAAUACGAAACAGGAACACAAAAAGCAAAGCAAUAACCCCUCUUCCACAAACACAUUUAAAAGAUCAUAGAAUGUUUAAUCAGCCAAAGGGUGGUGACAUAUAAGCUGUUCUGAGCUUCUUGGAAGAAGAACAGAAAAUAUGACAAAUGAAAGAUGAAGAAGGUUGAUAAUAACAGGCUCUUCCUUUUUAAAAGCACUCUUCAGCCCUUGAGCAAAAUGCCAGCGAAAUCAGAUUCAAUCAAGUGCUCCUUAAUGUUCAUGUGGUUGCAUGUGACAGCUGCAACACUGACUCAGUAGGUCUUUUUUACAGCUUAGCCUGUGAAGUCAGACAGCAGCAUGUGAAGAAGACUUAAGAGCACAUGGGUGCCAGAAGAAAGGGGCUUGCCAAGAGAUUAUGAUUCCUGAAGAGACGAGGACUUGGAGGCUUUAGGAUGGGUGUGGGGAACCAUGCAAGAGUGAGAGGCAAUAGCUUAGAGGAGGACAAAAAGGUGAAAGCUUAAGAUUGGAUGUUUGUGGAUAUUUGGGGGAACAGAGGAGGAAGUAAGCUUCAUGUGGAAGAUAUGGCUACAAUGAAUGAGGAAAGAGUGAUACUGUGCAUAUGGUGAUGUCAGCUUGUAAGUGUGGGUUACUUAAUAUUACAGGAGCUUCUUGGGUAUUUGAGUUUAAUUUGGCACUAAAGUGUCAUAUUGAAACUGAGAUGUAUUCACUUGAAACAUUAGUUAAAAUUUAAAGGCUAAUAACAGAGUCUGACUUCAGCCCAUAGAUGCUGUAUUUCCAUGCCCACUGCUGGAUGGUGGUGGGAAGCUGUAUUAUCAAAACAUUGUCAGAGGAAAUCCAAAGCUUUAUCUAUAUGGGGAUAACACACAUGCACACUCAUUCACAUCCACACACUACUUAAACACCUUACCCACUUCUUACCUGUAUAAUCUCUAAAGUACUUCUUUACUUUUAAAAUAACACAUGAAGACCUUGGUAAACUAAUAAUGUUGGUUUAGAUAGUUACAGUUGCUUUUUUAAAAAUUCAUUGAAGCCUGUUUAAAUACAAGGAAAAUGUUUGAAUAUUGUGAAAACUGUCUUAAUGUAAAGCUCUAAACGUUAGAAUAACCUUUUGUUAUAUGUCCAGCUUCUAACACUUUUAAUCAUAAAGCUUGCUUGCAGUUCUUAACUAGCUGACUUUAUUGCAUGAAAAUGCAGUUGUUUAUUAGCAAGUGGACAAAUACUGAACUGCUGUUUCUUGGUGUGUUGAAUACAGGCAGAGCGAGAGAAAACAACAGGCAAUGGUUGGUUUGGUAUGAAAGCCCCAGAAAUGACUGAUGAAUUGAAAAAUGACCUUAAGGCUCUGAAGAUGAGGGCAGCCAUAGAUCCUAAGAGAUUUUAUAAAAAGAAUGACAGAGAAGGUCUCCCCAAAUACUUUCAGGUAAGAAAAUGAAGAUAUUUUCAACUGGUUUUGGGUUUCUGCUACACCACGCUGAAGUUAAGCAUACUUUGGAACAUACUGACCAUUAUCUACUUUCCUUAGGUAACAAAUUUUGUAUGUGCAUGUCACCUUAAGAAUUAAACACUGCAUUAAAAUAUGCUCCAAAAUCUGGGCUUAUUGUAUUCCAGCAUAUAUCUUCCUUCCGUCAUUCAGUUGCAUUUCAUUUGCUCAGCAUAAUGCUUUUUGCCUCCUGACUUUCAAAUGUAGUAUGCACAAAACAUUUCUGUGUUCAUUUUUUUUCAUUGCUACUGCUUGAAAAAGAAAGUGCAUGGCUCCCUGCUACAUCCAAAGCUUCACUCCUUGUAUAUAUUUUUAUUGUAGCCAGUUACUAGAGUCCAGAGCACAUAUAAGCAGUAGUAAGUAGAUGGUAUGGUGGGGCUGCAUUGCUCACCAGACCUCCUGAUGGCUGAGUCCCUGCAGCACAUGAGGGGAGUUGGUGGCUCUCUAUUGCGCUGACAUCACCCCCUCCACUCCACUAUGCAGCAGCAACUUGACCACUGGGAUAUUACAGCUCCACAAUGCUGACCAUCACAACAGAUAAGCAUACUGAAGAGUCAAAUGGAUUCAGCUGAACUUGCACCAUUAUUUGAACUUAAAUUCAGUAAACAUGUUUAACUGUGUGCUAGAUUUAUGAAUCUCCCCCUAAGAUGAGCUCAAUAAAAGUGUCUUAGCAUGCUGCUUUUCUUUCUUUUAUAUCAAAACCUUUUCUGGAUAUUGCAAGUUCUUCACUGUGUUGUAUGUAUUUAGCAGUUGUGUUUGAGAGUGUAGUAUGUACUGGGCAUCACUGCUCUUUGUUUGUCCAGUGACGCCUCUUUUGUAAAAAUAGCCCUUCAAGUGUAUGUAGCAAUAAAAUAGCUUCUAUUUUCUUUUCUCAGGUUGGAACUGUUGUGGAUUCUCCAAUAGACUUCUAUCAUGCCCGAAUUCCCAAGAAAGAGAGGAAGAAGAACAUAGUGGAAGAACUUCUGGCAGAUUCUGAGUUUAGAAGGUAUUUGGAAUGAAUUUCAAUUGAAAACUUUAUACAAGCAAUGUGGUGAUGUCAAAGAAUGUGUUACGGUUUUACUAGCAAUAUCUGGAGGACCACAUUACUCCCGUAUGAUCUUGUGCAUUUAACAUCAGAGGCCCUGCUAUGCAUCCCAAACAUUUUCAGAAGCAUAGUUGGUUGGAAUUUGAGGCACAGGGCCUUGUCCAUUUCAGUGCUCAGAUUAUACUGAAACUGUCUGUUUGGGGUUGUGUUUUUAUUGCUUUGAUGUCACAUGAGUAAUGCUGUAAGUGCUUUGUGUAUAUAUAAAGAACGGCAGGGUGGGUUUCUUUAUUUUUAAAAAUGCAUAUUCAUGGAUACAGGAGAAAAAGACAAUCCUGAAAAGUCGGCAGAGAUACUUCAUCUCUUUGGGGUGUUCCCAGUGUGCAAGCAGAAUGGACCUAUGCUCACAGUGGAACUUCACUUUUCUCUCCUCCCCUCAUGAGUGCCAUCAGAAUCUGGUACAGUAGGUUGGAGCAGAUUUUGAGGGUGAAUGGGGAGCUGCAGUGCAGAGAGGAAUGUGAAUCCCCUUUGAACAAGCAUCUAGUUAUGCAACAUUGGAUUCCAGCCUCUGUCUUUGUAAGAAUUGCAUAUUGCGGUUCAUACUGCAUGUUGUAGUAGCAUCUUGCUUGCCUGUUAAGACAGAGCCCAUUUUCUUCCUGUUUUAAGGUAUUUAUGUUGGAGAGACAAUAUUGAGAUUCUGUGCCUGAUUGGGACAUGCAUGAUGAUUCAUUGCUGCCCGUUCAAUCUCUUGUUAGGGUGUAUGAGAAACAGUACUUCUGUUUAAUUUUAAUCAAUUAAUGAGUGUAAUUUCAGUUGUGACUAGUAGAAUUGGCAUCAUAGAAUAGCUGUUUUUAUACUAAUAUAAAACUAAGAUGUUAGCUAUAAAAAUAUUCCUUUUUUAAGUUUCUUGGAACUAGUUUUAUUCUAAAAAAAACCAUCUAAAAUCUUUUCUCAGUUUUAUUGUAGCUAGUAGGAUCAUACCAGGGGUCCUUCUAGUCCUGAAUUCUGUUUGUAACAGUGGUUAGCCACCUGUCUUCAGGACGUUCACAAGGAGGGUAUGAGGCAACAGCUCUCUUCUGGUGUUUGUUCUGGUACUCAAAUGCACCAGCAUUGAAUACCAUGGUUCAUUUUCUCUAUCGUGGCCAACAAUAAUUGCUAUUACUAAAUUAAAUCUAUUUUUUGGUUUGGUCUAUAACUGAUGAUAGUCACUACGCUGCUUAAAGUUACUUUGCACCUGCAUAUUUUUAAUGUAUAUUAUUCAUACCUUAUAACAUUAUUUCUCUUGUUCAGAUAUAAUAAAAGGAAGUAUCAAGACAUCAUUGCUGAAAAAUCAGCCCUUGCAGCAGGCAAGAAGUAUCGGAAGAAGAAAAAAUUCCGCACAUAGCUUUAAAAAAAGGGGGGGGGGGCUGAACUUAAAUUCCCUGUUAAAGAUAAGAUUUUACAACUACUGGACUCAGUUAUCUUAUCAGGAAGAAGAGGACAAGGCCGGUCCUGGUUUUCCAGCAAUAUCUUGGAAGUGGAAUUGAAAUAUGUAAACCGCUUUGAGGUUUUCUUUACAAACAAGCAGUGCAUAAAUUUUGUGAAAUAAAAUAAAUAAAAGAUGAUGGAACUAACCUUCAGAAAGAAAAAGAUAAACUUAUGCAAUAUUAAGCAUUCUGAAUAUAUAUGGGUCAAUUAAAUAAAAAAUGACAAUUCUAAUAUAAACUUAAAAAUCUUAAAAUGAAAAUUUGUGAUGUUGGCAUAGAAAAGUGUAAAACCUGUGUGUGCUUCCCCAUUAAAAUAUUUCUAAGAAUUC
Molecule: messenger RNA, 8957 nt
Organism: Podarcis lilfordi (Lilford's wall lizard)
Lineage: Eukaryota; Metazoa; Chordata; Lepidosauria; Squamata; Lacertidae
Source: the annotation of a GenBank genome assembly